AUGAGGUACUAUCAAGUGACACUUAACAUAGGCCACCCAUCCAAACCUUACUUUCUUGAUAUGGACACUGGCAGUGACCUCGACUGGCUUCAGUGUGAUGCACCUUGUACCAAAUGCACUCCAGCCCCUCACACUCUUUACAAGCCAAACAAAAACGUUGUCACAUGUAAGGAUCCUCUCUAUGGUUCUCUUCACUGCCUGAUAACCACCCUUGCGAAACCCCUGACGAGCAAUGUGACUACAAGGUCCAGUAUGCUGAUUAUGGUUCAUCUAUGGGUGUCUUGGUCAAAGAUUCAUUUCCUUUAAGAUUCAUCAAUGGUAGUAUUGUUGGUCCCCGCCUAAUAUUCGGGUUGUUUGCUUGCUUUUCACUCUUGGCCUAAUUAGUUUUUUCAUUUAUUUUUUAUUUUAGCUAGCUCGAGUUAACAAAAGGGAAUGUUUCUUAUGUGUUUUUUCUAUACCCUCUGUAAAACCCGAAAAAAAAAAAAAAGAAUUGUUAAAAUCCUAAUUAAAGGGGUUAUAUUUUUCUUCUUCGAGUUAAAUAGAAUAUUUCAUAUUUUCAACAUUUUUUCGGGCUAAAUACGUAUCAACAUUUUGUGUUCCUGUAGAUUACAUUAGGUAUAUUAUAGAUCUUCUGAUCCUGAAAAAUUGACUUAAUUAUAGUUUCUUUGUUUAUGUUUUAUUUGGUGUUAUUUAGGUGGUGAUUGAAUUCAAGCAGCAACCGUGUCCACUCGACACUCUCAUGGUGCUAGUAACCACAAAUGUGGCUGGACCUUUAGGCGCAAAUGUUGCUUGGCCUUAUUCGGAAAUCAAACGAUGGAGGCUUGGAUGUAAUCGAUACUUACGUUUUCUGGAACUUGCAUGAAUCAGCAUGAAAUCAGUGUUCGUGAUUCGAUAAGCAGGCCUUUUACUUGCACGUAGUUGCCUUUCAACUAUGUUUUCCCAAUGGUGAGUUUAUGAGUUGUUUUAGAUUACAUCUAAAGUUUUCUCUUCGGCUACCAUUCAAUUAGUUUGCUUCCAACUUUUUUUUUUUAACAUUUUAGGAUCAUAUUCAAGUCUAUGUGGUAG
Messenger RNA from Ilex paraguariensis (yerba mate), 1065 nucleotides. NCBI's taxonomy places the organism in Eukaryota, Viridiplantae, Streptophyta, Magnoliopsida, Aquifoliales, Aquifoliaceae. The record is from the annotation of a GenBank genome assembly.